AUGCCUGGAAACAACCAAACUGUAAUCUCUCAGUUCCUCCUCCUGGGCUUGACCAUUGCUCCUGAGCAACAGCACCUGUUCUUUGCCCUGUUCCUGGCCAUGUACCUCACCACCAUCCUGGGGAACCUCAUCAUCAUCAUCCUCAUCCUUCUGGACUCACAUCUCCACACACCCAUGUACUUGUUUCUCAGCAACUUGUCCUUCACUGAUCUCUGUUUUUCCUCUGUUACAAUGCCCAAGCUGCUGCAAAACAUGCAGAGCCAAGUACCAUCUAUUCCCUAUGCAGGUUGCCUGGCACAAAUGUAUUUCUUUGUGUUUUUUGGUGAUGUUGAGAGUUUACUACUUGUUGCCAUGGCCUAUGACCGUUAUGUGGCCAUCUGCUUUCCUCUUCAUUAUACCAGCAUCAUGAGCCCCAAGCUCUGUGUGAGCCUAGUGCUGCUAUCCUGGUCACUGACAACAUUGUAUGCCAUGUUGCACACUUUGCUCUUAACUAGAUUGUCUUUCUGUGAUAACAAUGUGAUCCCCCAUUUUUUCUGUGAUCUGUCUGCUCUCCUGAAGCUGGCCUGCUCUGAUAUUCACAUUAAUGAGUUGGUGGUAUUAAUCAUAGGAGGGCUUGUUGUUAUACUUCCAUUUCUACUCAUCAUAUUGUCUUAUGCAUGCAUCGUAUUCUCCAUCCUCAAGGUCCCUUCAGCUCGAGGUAUCCACAAAGUCUUCUCCACUUGUGGCUCCCACCUGUCUGUGGUGUCACUGUUCUAUGGGACAGUCAUUGGUCUGUACUUAUGUCCAUCUGCUAGUAACUCUACUGUGAAGGAUACUGUCAUGUCCCUAAUGUACACAGUGGUGACUCCAAUGCUGAACCCCUUCAUCUACAGCCUGAGGAACAGAGAUAUGAAGGGAGCCCUAAAAAGAGUGAUUCAAAAGAAAACUCUCUUCUAACUAUGGUAACUACAUUUCAGAUGUUUUUAUA
Mastomys coucha (southern multimammate mouse) is the source of this 967-nucleotide messenger RNA. Its product is annotated as olfactory receptor 1468-like. NCBI's taxonomy places the organism in Eukaryota, Metazoa, Chordata, Mammalia, Rodentia, Muridae. The record is from RefSeq and is a predicted model, not a curated record. Gene Ontology annotation, biological process: G protein-coupled receptor signaling pathway. Gene Ontology annotation, molecular function: G protein-coupled receptor activity; olfactory receptor activity. Gene Ontology annotation, cellular component: membrane. Bases 1 to 936 code for a protein of 311 amino acids. The transcript has a single exon.